AUGGAAGGUUGCUACGGCAGCAUUGCUCUUGGCUGGAGGGCAGAUUCAAGCUUGACAGGGUAUCUGGGCGCUUUCUUCCUAGGGGAUGACCCCUAUGUCUACUUCUAUCUCAGCCAGGACAACAAUGCUGUCUCGCUGUCGGCACUGAAUGGUGGGAACCCUAUCCUCGUCCCAACCUUGGGGACGGGUGGCGUGCGCGAUCCUGCUAUCGUCUCGGGCGGAGGAGAUGAGGCUGGGAACAAAUGGUAUAUCGUGGGCACGGAUCUCGACAUCAGCAAGACAACUUGGGACGCAUCUGAGAGAACAGGCUCACGAGGCAUUUUCGUAUGGGAGAGCACGAACCUCGUGGAUUGGACCAACGAACGGCUGGUGACGGUAGAGGACGAGACAGCCGGGAUGGUCUGGGCUCCUGAAGCAGUCUGGGACCCAAGCAAAGGCCAAUACUUGACACACUGGGCGUCCAAGUUUUAUGAUGAAAGCGACACCAAUCACACCGGCAAUGCGACAAACAUAAUGAUCCGCUAUUCCUAUACGAGCGACUUCCAGACCUUCACCGCACCGCAGACAUACAUCGACUACUCGCCCACAGACAUCAUCGACCUGACGAUCCUUCCAUACCCAGACUCAUCCGACACGUUCCUGCGCUUCCUGAAGGACGAGACGCUGAAGGACGUGUUUGUGGAGUACUCGACCACAGGCCUCUUUGGCACCUGGACGCGGCCUGGAGGCAGCAGUGCGUACAUCCGUGCAGAGACCGAAGGCCCCGCCGCGUACUGGGACAAUGUAGCCAGCGGAGAAGUGCACCUGCUUGUGGAUUACUACGGGGGGAAUGGGUAUUUCCCGCUGGUGAGCUCGGACCCGAUGAGCAACAGCGGCUGGGCGAACAGUAGCACGGUAGACUUUCCGACGGGACUGAGGCAUGGCAGCGUGCUGCCUAUCAACGAGACGAUAGUGGGGGCCUUGAGCGCUGCUUGGCAAUGA
Molecule: messenger RNA, 981 nt
Organism: Cryphonectria parasitica EP155
Lineage: Eukaryota; Fungi; Ascomycota; Sordariomycetes; Diaporthales; Cryphonectriaceae
Product: family 43 glycoside hydrolase
Exons: 5
Coding region: 1-981 (326 amino acids)
Source: RefSeq, a predicted model, not a curated record